Molecule: messenger RNA, 1941 nt
Organism: Wallemia ichthyophaga EXF-994
Lineage: Eukaryota; Fungi; Basidiomycota; Wallemiomycetes; Wallemiales; Wallemiaceae
Exons: 2
Coding region: 1-1941 (646 amino acids)
Source: RefSeq, a predicted model, not a curated record
AUGCGACCAUCACUAGCCCGGCACACGCAAUCGACCCUGGAAAGCAUCGAAGGGAUUUUGAGUAAAUCACCCACUCACACAAACCCCUCCAUCCAAGAUUUAGAGUCACUGCGCCCGCGCCAACUGCCGACGCAGCUGCAAGACAAGAUAAUUCUCUACGACACCGUCCACAAGCGGCUAGAUAAUGCAUUUACUAAAUCUCAAUUACGUCACUUGAUAAAGGAGCUUGAGAUGCAGCCAGGGAGCAAUCUCAAUAAGCGUGGGCUAGUUGAUAGAUUAUUGAGUAGAUGGGGAGUGUAUUCGCAGCAGCACCUCACCAAAGUCAGUCAACAGGAGACAUUGCGCCGUUCAGAGGCCAAACACACUAUCGCGCUGCCCAGCCAUGCCCUCUUUCUUCUCCUUGGUCAGGACGGGCAGCAGCAGCACCGUCUCAUUUCGUCGCCCUUCAAUGUACGCGUGGGGGUGGUACGCGUACCCAAGCUGGCGCUGUCCAUCGUAGGCUCGAACGAGGGUGUUGGUCGAGCAACUGAGUUUCUCGACAGAUUCGUACACAAUACCCAAUCAGCCAGCGUGCACGUGCCGGAUGCCGUGAAGAGACUUUCGAAGAGUGCACUAUUGGGCAUAUCGCGCAUCACUCACACUUACCUCGAUCCAGCUAGCCUGGGGAGCGAUACGGUCGUCAUGUACGCUCACCAUCAACGUAAUCUCACUCUCGCAACGCGUCUCCUCAACUCACACCUGAGAAGGGACAGGAGGGGGUGCGAGGUCGUUAAAACACUUCUGCCAGCUCUUGCACUCAACGCUCACCGCUCGCUCACCCUCCUCCCGUUCGAAUUGCGCGAUGAAAGACCUUGGGACUUGGUCGGGAUGGCGUAUCAGCUGGGCCUGCAGUUGGAUGGCAGUGAUAACUCGAUGUCGCACAUGCAACACGAUCUCAACAUUCUCACUCCUGAUGACCUCUUUAAUGGAUGUGAGACACUCAGACAUUUUAAUUCUGAUUCUGAUUCCGCGCUGGUGAAUGAGGAAAAUGCGAAUAAGGAGGUGAGGGUAGAAAUAGAACUCGGCCACUACUUAUACCUCGACCAACACGACACAUCCGACUACACCGCCAAAGCUGAUGUGGAUGUGACGUCUCUGCCCACGCCACGCUUCGUGCCAUCGGUCAACCCGGCCUCGCUAAAGAUUCCGCUGAAAGGAGCAGACUAUUCGCCGCAAUUGAGGCUGACGUAUACGGCAGGCGGUGAGGGCACACGGGAAGGGACACAGCGGCAAUUCACCACUCUCCUCAGCACAGCGUCAGAUGGUCAACCUUCACUACACCAGAGCAUCUCGGCCGUAAGUAUUGAAGGCCUCGUCCUGCCUGGGUUGCCCACCGAUGCGCGCGUGAGCAGGUACACGCGCAGUGAGUCGUCUCUCCUCGGCCUGGAUGUGGAGCUGAGGCGGUGGAUUGAGGGGGUGAGUAUGGGUGAAAGUCUGGGUGAAAAUGGAAAUGGAAAUGAAAUUGAGGAUGCUAGCGCUAGUUUGAACGCUUCAUACGGCUCAAAUAUACUACCCCCUCUCGCGCUCACGGAUGAACACGGCACACAGUGGUAUCUCGACGAACACUCCCUCCUCAACUCCAACUCAAGCAGCAAAGACAACACUAUUGCACCUGGUGUGACACUCACUCGGGAGAGUGUGCUGGAUGGGGAGACAAACGAGACGCACGAAUGCGCUCGGAUCUCUCUUAGUCUGGAGGGCAUUCAGGGGUGUACAGUGGACAGAGAGUGUAGAACGCGUAUGCACAGCCUCCUCACCCAGAAAUGGUCCUUUGUGUAUGACCACAUGAGGUGGAGCAGGCCGCCACGGGAGUAUCAAAGUGAGAAGGAGAAUGAGCAGGAGAAUGAGCAGGAGAAUGAGCAUGAAAAUGAACAUAGAUAUAAGCACAAUCACGAUGAAUAA